AUGAAGAUGCGCGCGUUAGCGGAAGCUCAACGGUUUGUUUAUAAACAAUUAACCCCGGUGGCUUCCGUUAUGGAUGUAGAAAUGCCUGCUCGCUAUUUUUUCAGCGAAGUGGUUGAUUGUUAUCAUGAUUUCGACGGGGAAUGCGAAGACUGUGGUCUGAUAGUCCCAGAGUGGUCGUUGUUACAAUGUCAAUAUGGUUUCUGCGGGAAAUUUUUCUGUCAAAAUUGUGGAUUUCGUUGUCGCAGAUGUGGCGAUUACGAAUCCCGCGCAGUUUCCCUUUGUUCAUCUCACGCUAGACUCGUUUAUCCUUCUUGUGACGGGUGUAAGAACCAAUUCUGCGAUGUCUGUACGGACAUAUCCGUUACCCAGUGUAAUUCCUGUCUGAAGCAUUUCUGCUCCAAGUGUCAAAUCCAAGGGAACGAGAACAUAACCAAGAGUGGAAAAUGCGACCAAUGCGACAUAAAAAUACUUCGCCCCUUACAAGAAAUUUGUCGCAGCCAAAUACGUCAUGUCAUCAGAGGUGCUAUCACAACUGGCAGAUCUCCUGUUCACUCUCUGCAGUCAAAGGACAUUGACCAGAAUGUUCAACAGCUUCCUCUCCCAGGACAUGUGAAGAACUUUGUAUGCUACAAAUAAUUGGACUGACCCUUAAUACCCAUGUGAAAAUAAUGGAGACGAUUGGAAGUAUUGUUACCUAGAUCUAGCCCCAAAUUCGUGUAACUUAUUUACAAGGAAAUCUGUAGGAGUUAGAAGGGAGAAUUAAUGAUUGGAUCUUGAGAGUUAAAGGGUUAAGGCACUGUUCUCAAUGUGUGACAGGAAGGAUCAGUAUCCCAAAGGAUCUGCAUGAAUUUAUUGUUAGUAAACAAAUAAUUUUGGGAAAAAAAAGAAUGUUAAUGGUGUAAUUAAAUCUUAUCUUAAGACCAGUUAGUCAAAUAUUUCACAGGUACUUUAAUUGAAAAUAUAAAAUUAGUGAACUAGUGUAAAAAGGUUGUUUUUUAGUGUAGAGGAAACUUGAAAUUUGUAAGAGGGAAUUUGGAAAUCUUACUGAAGAGGAAGCAUAUAGAAUUUUUGAGUAAGUAUUAUAGAUUUUGCAAAGAAUGGUGAAUUUUACCUUCCACAAAUACUAACUUUCUAUUUCCAGGAAAAGUAAUAAAAUAAUAUGCUAACUUUGUAGUGUAAGGUAACAAAGAUAACUGUAAAUGUUUUAACAAAUGGUGGAAUUGUUGGAUUUCUUUCAUCACUACUGGUUAUAUGUAGAUGUCACAAAAUAGAAGGAAUUGUGUUAAGUUUGAUGCAAGCACAAAAUAAAGAAACUCAAAGGGUUUGUUUUCCUCAAAUAAGA
Messenger RNA from Pocillopora damicornis (cauliflower coral), 1342 nucleotides. RefSeq lists its product as uncharacterized. The record is from RefSeq and is a predicted model, not a curated record. NCBI's taxonomy places the organism in Eukaryota, Metazoa, Cnidaria, Anthozoa, Scleractinia, Pocilloporidae.